UGGCCACUGUUCGGGUGGGUGUUGACCACAGUCACGUCCUGCACACGUAUGGGAAGAUGUCAGCCACAGGCCAGGACCGAAGCAGCCGGUGGCAGGACAUUCAGGAGGGCUUGCAGUUCAUUCAGUCUACCCUGCCUUUUCCUGGCAGUCAAGAGCAGUAUGAGGUGUUCAUCCAGAGUUUGGUGAGGAAUCUGUUUGGCGAGGGUAAUGAUGUGUUCCUUGAAGGCGAAUGGGCGCGAUCUGUUGAAUUAUACACAGAGGCCUUAAACAUAGCAGAGUAUGCAGAAUCAGAGGACAUCCUCGUCUCUCAAAACCUGAAAGAGAAGCUUCAUGCGAACCGUGCUGCAUCUUACUUGAACAUUGGACUGCAUGAUCAAGCCCUAGAGGACUCUGAAAAAGCUCUUCAACUCAAUGAAAGCAACUACAGAGCACUUUACCGGAAAGCUCAAUGUCUAAAAGAAAUGGGAAGACAUCAAGAGGCUUAUGAGGUGGUUGCUAAAUGCUCCAUGGCAGUGCCUCAGGAUACUCAUGUGAUUGAAAUGACCCAGGAGCUUGCCAGAAUGUUGGGACUGAAAAUCCGUAAGGCUUAUGUCAGAAGCAAGCCUGCCUUAAAUGUUUUGCCCGGUUCAAGUCUAUCAGGAGCGGUUAAUGAUAAGCAUUCUCACAGCUCUUCCUCUGUGGAGGAUAUUGAAAUGGAAGUGGGCCAGUCUAUGCAGGGCAUGGGUGACCCGGUACAAGUCAGUAUGCCAUUGUGUUCUACAGUAAGUGAGAAGGAAGAAGUAGAGUCCAAGCCUCUUGUUGGUGUUGUCUCACCUCCGGUAGUCCCGGUUGAGUCCCAUAAUCCAGAGCCUGUUCCCAUGCCCAUACAUAUGCCCCUGGUUAACGGAACCAGGCCCAAUGACUCUUACACAGUACCAGACACCCGCUUGGACUAUGAUACAGAUAUUAUCGGGGAUGAUCUAGACGAGCUGUUGGACAGAGCAAGUCCUCCCGAGUCUUCUUUGGAUAUUCCCACAGUGGAUGGACCUAUUCCUUUACCGACCAGUAUUGCUGCCAGUAGUUCAAUACAGAGUUCUUUGCUCAUGCCUUCCCACCUGGGCCAUCCGUUUUUGAGUAUGGCUCCACAGUGCACAGUAAAUUUGCCUGCACCGUAUCACAAGCCAAUUUCAUCGUAUUCUCUUGGUCUGGACACAUUUUCAUCACUGGAUUCAUUGGAUAGUUUGUCAAUUUCAGAUUCUCCGACAGAUAAACCUUUUAGCCAACAUCAUUUUAUGCCGCUGAGUAAUAGCGACAUGUCAGUGCCAACCAUUCCACCCAUAGGCAUGGGUUUCAGCACAUCCGAUGGGACAUUUGUGCAGGAUUAUCCACCGCAGUUAGACCUUGCCAAGAACCCACUUGCUGAUACCCAUGAAUUUAAACAGGCCUGUUCCUUAUGCUACAUUAAAACUGGCCUUGGAGUGCUGGAUUACAUUUACCAUCCAGAGGACCACAAAUGCAAAAAAGAUUUGCUUUUGGGAAGAACCAAACAUUCUGAACUUCCAACAUGGAAACUUAUUCGCCCAAGACCCACUAAAAACCAGUACAUGGGGCCUUAUUAUAUUUGCAAAGAUGUGGCGAUUGGACAAGAUUGCCGGUAUCUUGGUCAUUGUACCUUUGCUUACUGCCAAGAGGAAAUUGACGUGUGGACGCUAGAACGCAAAGGCUUCAUCUGCAGAGAAAAUCUGUGUGAUCCUUAUGGAUCUAAACCGAAGAUCAAUUUGACUGUGCCCAAAAUCUUACAGGAGCACCAUGGGAUAUUUUUGUUCCUCUGUGAGGUGUGCUUUGAUCACAAACCCAGAAUAAUCAGCAAAACCAAUAAGGACAACCCAAAUCUAUGCUCUCACCCAGUGACAAAGCAUGCGUUUGAGGAAAAGAAGUGCCUUGUACACUAUUUAAGGGACAAAACUGUCAGGUACUCCAAAAUCCGUCCAUACUUCCCUCAUUGCCAGAUGGAUCUGUGUAGGCAUGAGGUGCGGUAUGGCUGCCAGAGAGAAGAUUUCUGCUUUUACGCCCACAGCCUCAUCGAGCUCAAAGUAUGGAUGAUGCAGAGUGAACAAGGUAUCACACAUGAAGGUAUUGUCCAGGAGUCACAGAAAUAUUGGAAUAUGGAUGCUGCUGUUCAUGCUCAGGAGCUCCCACCGGCCCUGCGACGAUUUGGACCAGCUAACCUGAAGUUGCAGUUUGUAUGUGCUCAGUGUUGGAGGAACGGCCAAGUCAUCGAGCCAGACAAAAACAAGAAGUACUGCAGUGCAAAGGCCCGGCAUCCCUGGUCUAAAGAGAGACGGGUGGUUCUGGUUAGCUCUAUUGAACGGAAAAAGUGGACUACAGUUCGACCUCUCCCAACCAAAAAGCCUAUUCCUGCUCAGUUUGAAAUUUGUAUGCAUGUGGCAGCUGGAAAAAAGUGUCAGUACAUUGGAAACUGCUCAUUUGCUCACAGCACAGAGGAGAGAGAUCUGUGGACUUUCAUGAAAGAUAACAAUAUUGCAGACAUGGAGCAGCUGUAUGAAAUGUGGCUGCAGUCUCAGAAGCCGGGCUGGAGCGAGGAGAGUAGCAGCAGUGCCACCCGAGAGAACGGCAAACAGAUUCACAUGCCCACGGACUAUGCUGAGGAAGUGGCUGGCAACCAUUGCUGGUUGUGUGGGAAGAACUGCAACAGUGAUAAGCAGUGGCAGCAGCAUAUCACCUCUGAGAAGCACAAAGAACGAGUGUUCAACUCCGAGGACGAUCAGAACUGCUGGCAGUAUCGCUUCCCCACAGGAACCUUCAAAGUUUGCGAACGGUUCCUCAAGGGCACCUGCACGGAGGAGGAACUUUGUAAGCUGGCACACGGAGAUGAGGAGCUGAAGGAAUGGAAGGACAGAAGAGAAUUCCUUUUGAUGAAACUUGCCAAAGCCACAAAAGAUCACUUGAUAGCACCAAACGAUAAUGACUUUGGCAAAUAUAGUUUUCUGCUUAAAGAUAUUAAGUAAUGUUUUAAUUAAUCUGAAUCUGUUAAUGCAGGGUGUUUUGGAACUAUGAUGUCUUGAGUUCAGUAUUGAAUCGGGCGAGCGUGGUGUGGCUCUCCAGAGGAGGAGGAGGACAUCCUCCUUCUGGGUUUUCACGGAAAGCACAGAGCUGGCCUUGUGUUCAGAGUAAUCACGGCUUUGUUGCUUUUAUCACUGGUUAAAAAUAAACGCACCAUCGCCUUUUAUGUUUCUUUUAUUAAAUAGCACACAGCGGAUCACCUUUCAGGAGCUGGAUUUUGCUCUUGAAACCCAAAGCAGAAGGCAAGAAAUAGCGCAUCUGAGAUUCCCUUGUCAAAUUCCCGCUUUAUUUUUUUUUUCCCCUCCUUAACCGCGGUUUGUUUUGGAAUGUUGAGUUCGGAAUCUCUGUUAUUUUACAUCCGCACCGAAUUACUUUACUAUGUUGUGUGGUUGCUGUGUUAUUGCCUUGGUAUUACAUAUGGAUCGACAUAAACAAUAAAGUCGUAUUCUUUUCAGUGUCUGUAGUUCCUGAAAGCAAAACGGCAAGGGAAGUAAUACCAUAACAGUGUAUUUAUGAAAAUUGAUAACAGAAAUUGGCAUGCUGUGGCGAAUUAUGUCAAGACGUGUUUUAUCCACUAGAGGGAGACGGAAUAAGCGAUAACCUGCCAGCUGCACUUCUGUAUCUUAAUAAAUGCUUUAUGGGCUGGAUCUGCUGUGCAUUCCCUGUAAUAAAUAUUUCAUUUUAUUUCAACUUAAAUGCUUGUUUGAUCUAAUGAAACUGAUGUAUGUUAGUGUCUUUUUUAAAUUCUAUUCAGCAAGUGUGUUUAGUUAAAGCAGUAAAAUGACAGUAAAGACACUUAUGAUGGUACUAUUGAUUUCUAUUUGUUUCAAAUAAAUGCUGUUCUUGAGCAGCAAAUCAGCAUA
Onychostoma macrolepis is the source of this 3926-nucleotide messenger RNA. RefSeq names its product zinc finger CCCH-type containing 7A (gene zc3h7a). Gene Ontology annotation, molecular function: protein binding; miRNA binding; metal ion binding. Lineage: Eukaryota; Metazoa; Chordata; Actinopteri; Cypriniformes; Cyprinidae. The record is from RefSeq and is a predicted model, not a curated record. Gene Ontology annotation, biological process: miRNA processing.